Molecule: messenger RNA, 2959 nt
Organism: Silurus meridionalis
Lineage: Eukaryota; Metazoa; Chordata; Actinopteri; Siluriformes; Siluridae
Gene: cracr2ab
Product: calcium release activated channel regulator 2Ab
Exons: 17
Coding region: 226-2361 (711 amino acids)
Molecular function (GO): GTP binding; calcium ion binding; GTPase activity
Source: RefSeq, a predicted model, not a curated record
GGAAAUUUAGCAGUUUAAGACCACGCAAGCCACUUCCUGUUGCCCCUUCUGUAAUGAGGUAGGACUUUCAUGAAAAGAGCCUGAGAGAGAAACGGCGCAAAAUGAGAAUUCGGAUUCUUUAAUACAACGUCCUUUGCAGUGGAUUAUAUCAACUUUAACUUCAACUAUAUCAACUUUUUAUUAUGACAUCUUGCAUUAAUAGAUGUCGGUUAGGGAGUGGGAAGUAUGUCUGCACUCCUGAAUCAACAGGCCAUGAAAUUCGGCAAUAAACCUGAACUUGAAAUGAUGAAAGGUCUGGAGAGAAGGGGAUCAGACUUGGAACCUGCUUUACUGCUGGAGAAGAUUAAUGAAUUCUUCCAGACCUGUGACAGUGAAGGAAAGGGUUACAUAACGCCCACUGAUAUGAGGAGGUUGAGCAAAGAAUUACCACUCUCUGCAGAAGAACUGGAGAAUGUCUUUGACUCAUUAGACUUGGAUGGAAAUGGCUACCUUACUCUAGAAGAGUUCUCCUCGGGAUUCAGCAAAUUUCUGCAGGGACGUAGAAUGAGCCAGACAGCUGAUCAGCUCACAGGUCUGUCAAAGGACUAUCCAGAAGUUCUAUAUCAGAACGAUCCACAGGAUUAUGAGGAAGAAAAACACUUCAACACACUGAUGGAAAGCCUAGGCGCUAGCAAAAUCUUUGAAGAUCCUAGUGAAGUGCGCACUCUGUGGAUACAGCUAAGAAAAGACGAGCCUCAUCUCUUGUAUAACUUUGAGGAUUUCCUGGCUCGAGUCACAUCGCAGAUCAGACUGGCCCAACAAGAAAAAAGGGAGAUGGAAAGUGCCUUGAAAAAGAAAGCUGCAACACACAAUGGUGAAAUCCAGCAGUUGUACGAGGAAAUGGAGCAACAGAUAAAAAAUGAGAAAGAUAAACUGAGUCACAAGGCCUUCAGAAGUCAGGAUCUGCAACAGCAGCUGAGCAGCAAAGAGCAAGAACUUGAGUGUCUUUUCCUUACACAGAGAAGGUUGGAGCAACAGUGUCAAGAGUUGCACACUGAACACCAGGAGAGUCAGUUGCAGAACAUAAAACUGAAAAUGACCAAUGAGGAGCUCUCACGCAAGCUGGAACACACCUGUCAUGAGCUUUCAUUGGCACAGGAGCAAUUGGCCAAACUGCAGGAGCGAGGCUUGAGACAGCAGCAAGAAAAAGAUAUGGAGGCCUACAGAAUCACAGAGAGACUGCAGAGAGAGAAGCAAAACCUAGAUAAUCAACUAGACCUGCUCAGAGAAAUGAAUACACAAUUAAGAGAUGAAAAAGACUCUUUGAAAUGCAGCAAUUUGUUGAAAAAAAACAUCCUUGAACAGGGACAAGCCUCAAUCUCUACUGCUCAUUCUCACAGGAAGCAGACUACAGAAAGUAGUGAGGCUGAUACAGAAGUGACUCAGCACCCUUCCAGCAACAGGAAGACCUCAUCUUACAGCUCUAACCAGCACUCUGCCUCUGAAGAUGAAAAGAUAAUGAGAGUUGCCAAGCAUACUACGAGUGCAGAUAUCUCAACCACUGAGAACCUUGACACCAGUGCUCUGGAUUCUCGAUUCCACAGGCUUAUUUCCAUCGAGGAGGACCCCCUCCCACACCUUCUAGAAGGAGAACCAUAUUCUCUCUUCAAGCAGAUGAAUGAAGAAGAAGAAGCACAGAUUGAUUUGCAGAUGAGCCCCAUGUAUCCCUCAAACAUGUCCAUGUCCUUUAUGAUCGAGGGGCAGCCGUUAGGCAAAGAGGCUUCACCAAAGAGCUCUGUGUCCACCUCACAUCGCCUCUAUAAAGUCAUUCUUGUGGGCAACUCAAGUGUUGGUAAAACUGCUUUACUACACCGGUUCUGCGAUGGUCAUUUCAAUGCAAACACAACAGCCACUGUGGGCAUUGACUACAGCGUGCAGACUCUGAAUCUGGGGGACUGCCAUGUGGUUCUGCAGUUGUGGGACACUGCAGGACAAGAAAGAUUUCGAAGCAUCACCAAACAGUUUUUCCGCAAGGCUGAUGGCGUGGUGGUGGUCUACGACAUCACUCAGCGUGUCAGCUUUAAGGCUGUGCAAUCCUGGCUGGUGAGCAUAGAGGAAACAGCAGGGGAACAGGUUCCCAUCAUGCUUCUGGGCAACAAAUCAGACAAGGAGAGAAUGAGACAGGUGGAGACUGGGGAAGGGAAAAAGCUUGCGAAGGAAACACGUUUGUUGUUUUAUGAGUGCAGUGCUUAUACAGGCUACAAUGUGCAAGAGGCUUUCAUACACCUUACCAGAGUGCUAAAAGAGCAGGAGGACAGAGUUCGGGAGAGCACAGUGAAGCUGGGGGCCCAGUCAGUGAAGAAUAAAAGCUGCUGCAUGUGACCACACACACACACACACACACACACACACACACACACACACACACACACACUCAGGUAUUUUAAAUGUGUAGCAUAUGAGAGAGGGUGCAAGAGGUGAACAGUGAAGCUGUAAUUAAGAAUGCAGCUCUGUGCUUCCAUUAUGUUGUUGUUAUUGGUUAAUAUACUGACAGAAUGUUAUUCACUCAGGUCUAUUGACUCAUGUGACAGUAGAAUAAAAAGAUAGUGAUAGAUAGACAAAGAGAUAUAGUGCAGUUGAAUCUGAUAAGGAAUUAAAUGAGACCACAGUACAUGUUUUACCACAUCUACUCACUGUAAGCAUGAAUGCCAUAUUUCACUCUUGCUAAGUAAGCAUGAAUAGGCAUUUAGGGAUGAGCAGGCAAGAAAGUAAUAUAUUUUUUUCCUCCUUCUUAGAGGAAUCUCUGUUUAAAUUUUAAAGUCAAAUAUUUGACAUAAAUGUUUAGUAAUGUAAUAAAUUAUUAAUGUACAUAUAAUUUUAUAAUAUAUAAUAUAUGGCAUAUACUUUUCAUGUUUUUGUUCCAUGUACAGAAACAUUUGUUUGAAACAAUUGUUAUAUAAGAGGUAUACAAUUAUGUUAU